Messenger RNA from Phanerochaete carnosa HHB-10118-sp, 774 nucleotides. RefSeq lists its product as uncharacterized. The record is from RefSeq and is a predicted model, not a curated record. The transcript has 3 exons. Lineage: Eukaryota; Fungi; Basidiomycota; Agaricomycetes; Polyporales; Phanerochaetaceae. The coding region runs from base 409 to 774 and encodes 121 amino acids.
AGCGUCAAGUUGAUCAGCUGCUAUCCUACAGCUUAUGAUGACCGGAGCACGCUCCCUUCUCCCCGAAGCAUCCUAGUAAUGCAACCUUCAGUGCCUAUUCCCGACGUCUUUGCAUUUAUACUGAGGAAAUAUGGAGGGUUCUUCCAUGAUACUUCCAGCUUCAAGGUUUCAAGCGCGACAUUCCGCCACUACUUGUUCUCUAUCAGCCACAUGGCCACGAUCGGCUCCCACGCUUACAGUAUUGAGCGACAUAGGGAGAUCGCCAAGCUACCGUAGCCGAAGUUAAAUAUCAUAUUUUGAAGACAAUGGCCCAGUGUAACUACUUCAGCAACAGAAGGCAGAAGAUGCCAGGAUACCUGCAUAAAACCUCUGUAACAGCGACAGACAACUGGUAAGCUUCACGUAGACAUGGCUUUCGCGAGGGUCUCUAUUCCAGGACAUACGACGGCGUUCUGGCCCCUAUCACAGACGGAGCCAGCUUCGAUAGAUCCACCUCGAGGAUUGCGAAGCGCUACUCCAUCCCUCGAAGAUGUGCUGCCGUUGACGCUGUCUCAGGAGGAGGCGCUGGACGCACGCACCGAUUGCAGCCGCCUACUACCCAGAUUGGCCUACGGGUGGCAUCCCACCGGAAAGUCUCGACUACUCCAAGUUCGAGAUCUUCUUCCUCGCAUUUGCGACGCCGAGUUUUCUUCGGGGAUCGGCUGGGAGAGUGGUUCUACCUCCGUACUCAAACAGCUCGUCAACAGUGCGACCAAAAGCGGGAAGGGCACAUAA